This is a messenger RNA of Eupeodes corollae, 2083 nucleotides long. Its product is annotated as maltase A1-like. Bases 97 to 1827 code for a protein of 576 amino acids. The record is from RefSeq and is a predicted model, not a curated record. Lineage: Eukaryota; Metazoa; Arthropoda; Insecta; Diptera; Syrphidae. The transcript has 5 exons. Gene Ontology annotation, biological process: carbohydrate metabolic process.
ACCUUAACAGUAGUUAGACUUUCUGUAUUCAAUUAAUACAGAACGUUUCAGGAGCGAAAAUAAUAAAGUAUAAUUAUUUACAAUUAUACACCUAAAAUGAAGCUUCUAAUAAGUUUAGUCCUGGUGAUAACGGCCACGUUACGUGUAAAUGCUGAUUGGUGGCAAAGUGGAAAUUUUUAUCAAAUUUAUCCAAGAUCCUUUCGAGAUAGUGAUGGUGAUGGAAUUGGUGAUUUAAAUGGUGUAACUGAAAAGCUUCAGUAUCUAAAGGAUGUUGGAUUCACAGCGGCGUGGCUUUCUCCAAUCUUUAAAUCCCCAAUGGCUGAUUUUGGCUACGACAUUUCUGAUUUCUAUAAAAUACACCCGGAAUAUGGAACCCUUGAAGAUUUUGAAAAUAUGAUUAAAAAAGCAAAAGAAGUUGGUAUCAAGAUCAUUCUUGAUUUUGUCCCAAACCACACUAGCGACGAAAACGAGUGGUUCAAAAAAUCCGUUGAUGGAGAUCCAAAAUACAAAGAUUACUACAUUUGGCACAAUGGUGUAAUUGAUCCAACCACUGGCCAACGAAAGCCUCCAAGCAAUUGGUUGAGUGCCUUCCGUUAUAGUGCAUGGGAAUGGAAUGAUGUUCGCCAACAGUAUUACCUUCAUCAAUUUGCUAUAAAACAACCUGAUUUGAACUAUCGUAAUCCGGCCGUGGUUGAAGAAAUGAAAAAUGUCAUGCGGUUCUGGCUGGCAAAAGGCAUAAGUGGCUUCCGUAUUGAUGCAUGUCCAUUUUUGUUCGAAGUCGAAUUAGACCGCAAUGGAUUAUAUGCAGAUGAACCACCAGUAACAUCAGGUUGUCCAGAUCCUGAUGAUUAUUGUCACUUGCAGCAUAUCUAUACCAAUGAUCGUCCAGAGACCUUUGACAUGAUUUAUCAAUGGCGUGAAUUGGCUGAAAGUUUUAAAAAAGAAAACGGAAGUGAUACCAAAAUAUUGCUCACUGAAGCGUAUACAUCUUUUGAAAAUAUGAUGAAAUUCUAUGGCGAUGGUACUCGCAAGGGCUCUUACGUCCCAUUUAACUUUGAUUUCAUGGGAAAUGUCAACAAGGAUAGCAAAGCAGUCGAUGUUGUUCAAAAUGUAAAUAAGUGGUUGAAUGCAAUGCCAAAAGGAAAAGAUUUCUAUCCGAAUUGGGUAUUGGGAAAUCACGAUAAUAAACGAUUAGCAUCAAGAUUUGGAGUUGAACGUGCUGAUUUGCUCAACAUCUUAUUACAAACUUUACCAGGAAAUGCUGUAACAUACAACGGUGAAGAACUGGCUAUGACCGAUGUAUUUAUAAGCUGGGAUCAAACAGUUGAUCCUCAGGCUUGUAACGCCAAUCCGAAUAACUUUAAUGAUUACUCACGUGAUCCAGCCAGAACACCUUUCCAAUGGGAUGCCUCUCCUAAUGCAGGUUUUACUGAAGGUUCAGAAACAUGGCUGCCAGUAGCACAAGAUUAUAAGACCAAAAAUGUAUUGAUGCAAGAACGAGCUCCCCACAGCCAUUUACAGAUUUUCAAGAAACUCAUUCGACUACGAAAGGAACCGUCAAUGCAAGACAUAAAUAACUUAAGCAUUAAAGCGGUGGAUAAUGUUGUUAUCUACAGCAGAUAUACCCAAAACAGUGAUAGAUAUGUGAUCAUAUUAAAUUUCGGGAAGACGGAUCAAUCUAUCGAUAUAAGCGCUCAUUUCCCAACAGUUAGGCGAGUGGAAGUUAUAACCACAUCAAUUCAAUCCAACUACAAUGAUGGAGAGGUGAUCGAUGCCACAAAGUUUGUUGCUAAGGGACAAGUUGGAACUGUCGUUGUUCAAAUUUAAAAUAUAUGCAAUACAUAUUACACUAUAAUAAUUUACUAAAUGUUAAGUUGGAAAAAGUAUACUGCAUAGAUCACAACCAAAUUGUACAUAAUAUUUAAAAAAUAUGACUUUAAAAUUUCUAAUGAACAAAAUUUAAGUCUUAGUAAGAAUGUUUAAGUUUUUGAUUUAAUAAAAUACAAUAUUUUUAAAUUAAAAAACAGAAUAAUCUUUUCUAACUAAACCACCUGCUUCUAUGGAAAAUUGUGAAUUAACAACU